CGCUGCGGGGCGCGGCGGGGGCUGCCCCGCUCGGCCGCCCGGCCGUGAGCGCCAGGCACGGAGCGGCCCCGGCCCCCAGCGCGCCGGGCAUCGUUUCGCGUGUUGGUCUGAGCCACGGCAAGCAAGGAAUAUGAACAGGAAAACAAGGCGCUGGAUCUUCCACAUCUUCCUGAGCCUGGGGAUUGUGUAUAUCAAGAUUGGGGGUUUCUCCUCUGUGGUGGCCCUCGGAGCCAGCAUCAUCUGUAACAAGAUCCCGGGGCUCGCCCCCCGGCAGCGGGCGAUCUGCCAGAGCAGGCCCGACGCGAUCAUUGUCAUCGGGGAAGGGUCCCAGAUGGGCAUCAACGAGUGCCAGUUCCAGUUCCGCAACGGGCGCUGGAACUGCUCGGCCCUGGGCGAGAGGACGGUCUUCGGCAAGGAGCUCAAAGUGGGAAGCAGAGAGGCCGCCUUCACCUACGCCAUCAUCGCGGCCGGCGUGGCCCACGCCAUCACGGCGGCCUGCACGCAGGGCAAUCUCAGUGACUGCGGCUGCGACAAGGAGAAGCAGGGCCAGUACCACAAGGAGGAGGGCUGGAAAUGGGGCGGCUGCUCCGCCGACAUCCGCUACGGCAUCGGCUUCGCCAAGGUCUUCGUGGACGCCCGGGAGAUCAAGCAGAAUGCCAGGACGCUCAUGAACCUGCACAACAAUGAGGCCGGGCGCAAGAUCCUGGAGGAAAACAUGAAGUUAGAGUGCAAGUGCCACGGGGUCUCGGGGUCCUGCACCACUAAAACCUGCUGGACAACACUGCCCAAGUUCCGGGAGCUGGGCUACAUCCUCAAGGACAAGUACAAUGAGGCCGUGCAGGUGGAGCCCGUCAGGGCCAGCCGCAACAAGCGCCCCACCUUCCUCAAGAUCAAGAAGCCCCUUUCCUACCGCAAACCCAUGGACACAGACCUGGUGUACAUCGAGAAAUCCCCCAACUACUGCGAGGAGGACCCGGUGACAGGCAGCGUGGGCACGCAGGGCAGGAUGUGCAACAAGACAGCGCAGCAGUCCAACGGCUGCGACCUGAUGUGCUGCGGCCGCGGCUACAACACCCACCAGUACUCCAGGGUGUGGCAGUGCAACUGCAAGUUCCACUGGUGCUGCUACGUGAAAUGCAACACGUGCAGCGAGAGGACAGAGGUGUACACCUGUAAGUGAGCGCCUGCCCUGGCCGCUCCCCGGCCUGGAUACAUUUGCACAUGCACUCGUAGCUGAGCGGAACUGCGGGAAGAGCUGCUCUCCCUGAAGAGACGCUCACAAACGGAGCCCUCUCUUCUCUCCUCAUGUUUGUUGCUGAUGUGGAUACACAUUUCAGACUCUUACAAAGUCAGCCAAGAAACAAAAACAAGCAAACCCCUCUCCGGGCCACCAGAGACAUGAAAGAGAGAGAAAAGGACCAUCUCAGUGGGCCUGCCCCUCGGGAGGAAGGAGCGCUGGCUGCCUUGCGGAGAGACACCGGCCAGGGAGGAAUCUCUGGGUGUGGGCAGUGAACUCUUGGUUUGGGAAAGGGAUGGUCAAACACCUCUGUGUGCGAGGAGCAGGGAGGGGUAGGGGAGAAAUCCCUACAAAAGGGCUUUGCACAGGAUGGGAUGGACAGAGCCUCCCCGUAAAUUGCCCGUGGGAGUGUGUGGAUAACACAGAUUUAGGCUUCCACACUCGUGAAAAGCUUCUACUGGUCUUGCGCAUCUUUCCUCUUCACAGCACUUGCUGCAGCAAGAAGAACUGUGGAAGGGUUCUGUAGACACUGCUUUAUCUGCCUUUCUCAUGUGUGUGUGAGCUGCAGAUUUUAGCACAGGGAUUUGGGACACUUGGGCAUAAUAAUAACAAUAUUUAACAAUUUAUUCAGAUAAAACUAAUAUUAAUUUAUUUAAUUAAAAGAAGAACUUUACCAACCUUUCUGGAACUAUUCUGCAACUAAAGUAGAUAACUGGCUUUCUUUGUGGAAUAAUUUUGUAGGAUCAGCAAGGAAACACUGGAGCUGUACAUAUUAUUCUUGACUAGGAUAUUUCUAUUAGCUGGACUUGCAGGAUAUGUUCUACAGUAUUGGAUGUUUAGGACAAAAGCUGGCGUCUUUAUAUAUAUGUAUAUACACAAACACACUGUAUUUUGGGGUUUUUGUUUGUUUCCUCCUGUUUGCUGCUAGUUGUCUGGAACAAAAGUGGAGUGGUAGGGGUUACAAAUCUUUACCAGUUUUGCAUUUGGGUUUUUUUUGUUUUUGUUUUUUGGGGUUUUUUUGUUUUGUUUUUUUUUUUUUCCUAUUAAAGAAAGAAACAUUAAUAAAAUCCUGUUUGGAAUAUGUCUAAAAAUAAGAAAAUCCAGACAAAAUUCCAUCUUUUGGAAAAAUCAACCAUAGGAUAAGAGAGUAUAUUUUGUAAGAGACUAUUUUUAUAUAAAUAUUUUAUUUAUACUACGUCUGCUUGUUCAACCUGUACUUUUUCUCAAAACAGGCAUACAAUUUGUAAUUCUUAGGCUAUUUAACAGAGAAAGGGUAAUUAGUUUGAGAACACAACAGCAGCAAGCUGCAUGCAUUCAGCUGCAAUUGGUGGAUGUGUCAGAAAGCAGGAUGAACUUUCUCUCCUGCCUCUUUUCCUGCAGCUCAGUUUGCAGAAUAUGCAAAACAAGAACAGGGUAUGUAGCAUCAAUUUUGUCACAUGGCUUGAAUUCAUGAUUGGUAUUAACUGGAUGCUCAUUUAUCCCAUUCAAGAAAAAAAAAAUCCGAAUUAGCUUCCCACAUGCGUCAGUCAUUAAACUGUGGCGUUAUGACUCGCAAAUGUGCUGUGUGUGCUGUCAGUUAAACCUCUGUUUUGUGCUGCUGUCAAAUCUGAUUCCCAUCAGGGCAAGACUGUAGUCUGUGACUGUAAUAACUUGCAUGACACACAUCGUCUGAUUCUCAUAGAUAGGAUACAAAGCUUACUUUUUGUCCAGCUCCUUUUGGCAUUUACAUUAUUCUUCCACCCCCCCUCCAACCCUCCCCCCCCACUUAGGCCAGAGCCCAAAAAUACAGAAAAACAUUCAGACGAGUUUAAAGAGGCAAAUUUAAAGACUACUCACUUGCUUUUCAGAGCCCAACUAAGCUGUUUUGCAUUCUCUUUGUGGUAUUUCCUUUUUAUCGCUGCUGAUUUCUUCAGACCUUCGAGUGGUAAAUAUUUCUCUGCAUUUAGAAUCAUUCUGUUCCUACUGCUUAGCUCAUUUGUGGCUGAUAAAAAACAUGUCUAAUUCUAAUGUUGUUUUUGUUUUUCACUGGGUAAGAAACGUGGCCCAGUGUUACAGAUGAUAUUGCACAUUGUCUGGGACAGAUCAGGUUCUCUGCUCCUUCCAGACUGCAGGAUCUCCCCAGAUAAUGAGGCAUCAGUGAUGGGACUAUGUCACUGAUUCCCUGCACUGCAGGAAGUGCCACCAGGGGUAGAUGAGACAGCUCUGUCCUGUGUGCACUGAUCCUUCUCAGACAAAACUCCCACCCAACACUGUGAAAACAGAAUUUCUGAGAAGGGAAACAGAAGCAUCACAAAAGAUGCUGCAGAGUUUGACAACUUGCCUGUUAGGACUCGGGUUUUGACUCACUCCUUGUAUAUAUAUUAUUUAAGAACACAAGCCCAUGCAGUACCUAAUCCUAGCAAUGUAUAUCAGGGGUUAAUACACAGAUUCUUUGCAGACCUGCCACUUAACACAAAAUAGAAUUUUUAUUCAAUUCAGGCACCAGAAUGGGGUAUCAAAAUAAAGUUAUUAAUGUAAUUUACUUUCAAUCUUAUGACUUGUCAAUUUUCAUUGAGUUACUGCUCUUAAUCCUCCUCAAUUCCACGCAACUAGAUUUAAAAUGCAACCACAUGCAGUAGGGAUGGUUCAUUAUAAUUCUGUAUUAUGGUUAAAUAAUUGAGAUCUAACAUUUACUAUUGGAAUCUGCCCCUCAGUUUGUAUUGGGCUUUGAUUUAGUGAAUACCAUAUCAUAGUUAAAAUUGUGUUUUCCUCACUAAUUAGUUAUUUUACAAGUUAUUACUUUUGCAGUAUGUUUUUACCAUAGAAAAGUAAUGUGCGAAACUCCUGCGUGAUGUGCCAUGUACAGCUAGCAGAAUAAUUAUUGAAGGACAAAUACCUUUAAACAGUUUUACUCACAAUAAUAAAAAAACUGGAUGCACAAGUAAUUCAAUUUGAUACACAUUUUCCCUAUAUUUUAAAAUAUUGCUGAUGAUAAAAUGGAGAGGGAAAAAAGGAAAAAAAAAAACCUGCCAAUUUGUUUAAUAACUUGAAUAACAAUUUGGGAACCAUGAAUUAAAGAGCAAGGAAAACCAAA
Messenger RNA from Passer montanus (Eurasian tree sparrow), 4310 nucleotides. It is a transcript of the gene WNT7A, whose product is annotated as Wnt family member 7A. Gene Ontology annotation, biological process: neuron differentiation; cell fate commitment; canonical Wnt signaling pathway. Gene Ontology annotation, cellular component: extracellular region. Gene Ontology annotation, molecular function: cytokine activity; frizzled binding. The record is from RefSeq and is a predicted model, not a curated record. The transcript has 4 exons. Lineage: Eukaryota; Metazoa; Chordata; Aves; Passeriformes; Passeridae. Bases 131 to 1180 code for a protein of 349 amino acids.